Molecule: messenger RNA, 762 nt
Organism: Cornus florida
Lineage: Eukaryota; Viridiplantae; Streptophyta; Magnoliopsida; Cornales; Cornaceae
Exons: 1
Coding region: 1-762 (253 amino acids)
Source: RefSeq, a predicted model, not a curated record
AUGAUCGCCAAAUGUGAGUUGACAGAUUACCUCAUGACAAAGGAGCAUGUAAAGGCCCGAGAGGUCUAUCCCCGCAAGGUAGAAGGUACGCAAGUAAAAGUCAUCCAUGCGAUACAUGGUAGGUCUGAAGAUAAUCAAGAGUCCGAGGAGGUGUACAGGUCCAGAUUAAGGGCGACCCACAAGCUCAGAAAGAUAUCCUCGGUCAAUGCUAUCAAUUCUGGUAGCAUUAAUAUUGGAUUCGGAGAUAGCGACCUAUCCAGAGUGCAACUCCCCCAUGAGGAUCCAUUGGUCAUCAAUCUUUUAGUGGCCAAUUGUAUGAUCAGGAGGGUUUUGGUAGAUCCAGGAAGUAGCACUAACAUAAUCACAAAGACGGUCUUUGAUCAGUUAGAGAUCGCGUCAUCAUCUAUUCGACCCACCUCUAGCCCGUUGAUGGGAUUCGAUGGCACAAGAGUAGAUCCCCUUGGAGUAAUAAACUUGUCUGUAACCGCAGCGAAGAGGACUCUGAAGGAGAACUUUGUUUUAACAGAGAUCCAUCAUUCUUACAAUCUCAUCAUGGGAAGAGGUUGGAUACAUCGGAUGAAAGGAGUUCCGUCCACCCUCCACCAGGUGAUGCGGUGCUUAUCUCCAGACGGGAAAGAAGUAAUUAAUCUGUGGGGCAAUCAAGUCGCAGCGAAGGAAUGCUAUAUGCUGACACAGGUUGAGGCGAAGAAGAUGUCGAUUCAACAGCAACCAAGUGAGGCUUCCAAAACUGGACCCAAAUAG